AUGGCUGGUAGUAUAUCAAUCAAGGCAUGCAACAGUUCUAUCUAUGCAAAUACAACAGCUGAUGGCAUCAUGUCAAAGACCUUCGUACCACAUAGGUACAGGACUAACUAUGACCACUCCUCAAUACUGCUAUGAAAUCAAUACACCAUUUUGUAUAUGCACAUUUUGCUAGUUUCAGUCCUCCUAGUGUAGUGAUAUUGUGUUACAUCGCAAACCUGGUAUCUAGGGCUGUAUAAGGUUGGUUACUUAAUAUAAAUUGAAUAUAAUGAAACAUGGACACGUGAUAUAUAAAAACCAGCGAAAACAAGGUGAAAGCCGCCAAUAUAAAUUUAGUUAUUUUAGUUUCAAUUGUUAUUACAAUCCAUAUAGUAAUCGUAAUAAAAUAACAAGAAACAACAUCUAUAAGCUUCUUUUCAGUUCUUUCUUAGGGGAAAUGAUAACAUCCCCUCCCGACAGGAAUGGGACAAAAAAAUUUUGCGUUAACAAAAUGGCGUAAAUUUGGUGUGAUUACGAAACAAACAAUAAACAUGUUUAUAAUAUUUAUAAUUUCUAAUCGUAUUUCAAUUUUAAUGACUGGCGCUAUGCUAAAGUUUCGUUUUGUCCCUUGUUAAAAACGUGAUUAUUUUUAACGAAAGUUACAGUAACUGUUUAGAAGACUUCCUGUAUUGUUACAGAUACUGUACGGUAACAUUUCACAAUAUUUCCGUUGUUAACGUGCUUUUUCGCUGGGCAUUAACAAACAAACAUAGCACUGGAAAUGUUGAAAAGUAGCGCAAACAAUACAAAUCACUAAUGUGUAAAUGUGCUUCUGCCAAAACGAUGUGCAAUGUAGUUUUGCAAAAAAACGUACUGUACCAAAUAAAUUGCAGUUCCAAUAUUCAAAUUAACUUUCUUAUGUUCUUUUAAAGUGAACCGUUCGCAAAACUUGGCAGUCUAUCAUAUUUGUGGUAUGGUGCAACUGCCGUGGCUACAACGUUUGUUGUGGGAGUUAUAGUCAGCUUGAUAUGUGGUAAGUACUGCCAGAUCAAUAUUAAUUUACAUUCACUGUGAUUUUGAAAGGUAAUUUUAGAGAUGUUGUGAAGUCCGUAAUGUAUAAACAAAUGCAUUGUUUACAUUUUGAACUGCUAUAUUUGUAAAAUAUUAUAUACUAACUGAAUAUCUCACACUUUUCUGGUUCGAUAUAAUGCAUGUAAAUGAACACAAGCUAGCUAGUUCAAAGAUGCAAAAUUUAGGCUAUGUUUAUAUCUGCGGUUCCCCCUUUGUUAUGAUGCAGAGCGGAUUUACAGCAUCUUUAAGGGUUAUGGGAAUAUCAAAGUAAUAUCUCAAUUCCAAUACUUACAAAUAUAUAAAUAAUGCUGUGACCUACAGUAAUCACACAUAUUGUAGAAAAAGAACGCGAAAAAAUUCUGUGUGACAACCUAUCUGCACAAUCAGCUGGGCACAAUUUUGUGCGUGUUUUUCGGCAUCUUUAAGUUUUAUCUUCAAUUGCGUUUCAUAAUUUCCUAGUAAAAUUUAUAAAUUGCAGUUCAUUUUCUUUUCUUUUCAUCUAAAGAAACAAACAGUGAUCGCCAGACAAGUCCAGGUCCAGAACUCCUGUUCAAUAUUCCAGACUUCUUUCGAUCAUUAAUAUGUUGCAAGAAAGAAAGCUGGAGUUUGGCCAGCGAAUCGUCACUAACUCAUCGUUCUUACAAUGAGAAAAAAGCAAAGGUAUAUUUAUACAUAUCCUAUAAGUAUUAUCGCGGAGCAUUUCGAACUUAUUUUCGGACCUUCAAAAAUACCCGGGUAUAUUUUAGUAGAUUUUUUUUAUUAUUAACGGGUUUUAUCAAAUAAAUUUUGUUGGAUUUUUGAACUGUCUGUGCCAGUGUAGUCUCCCUCGCAGACGUUCUCAUAGCUCUAACCCUCGCUAACGAACGUCUGCUGAAACGAACUGCACAUUCCAUUCCCUCCGAUCGACCAAUCACAGCGAACCUUCUAUAUAUCGGAAAGUGAUUUAGGAGCGGAAUAAAUAGUAUACAUAUAUUUUGAAAGCAGUCGUUAGUUGAAUUUUGGUCAAAAUUGCACAUAAAUUGAUUUUAAAGACAUUGAUACUUGACCAGGAAAUAAAAUGCACCAUUAAUUAUUUGAUUCGGAUAUUAAAGAUGUUCGGUUAUAUUUAAUUAAAACGAGGACAGGAUGGCGUACUGUAUGAAUCUAGUGGCGACAGCAUCGAGUGCCGAAUAUAUUUCGCAGAAUUUUUAACUUUUGACAGAUGUUUAUCUUUAAGACAACAGAACUUUGAUAUAAUACUGUGGCUUAUAUAGAAAGCGAAAUAUUAGUCUCAAAGUAAACUAAUUUGCUCUUUGAGCAACCACUUCUAUAACUUCUGAAUGCAAACACAACACAAAUAUAAAACCGGAGAAACGUUUAAUUGCGCCGAGGUCAAUUUCCAAUUUGCAAAACUCCGAAACGUUUAUACAUGUAACUUCCCUAUACUUUUCUACAUAACAACGAGAGCUUAAAGGCACAGUUCAGCCUUUUGAAUGAUGGUUUUUAAGGCGCAUUUCAGCCCUUUUAAUUGACCAUUUGCGUAAUAGACUAAAUUUUGAUCUCAACAAAAAUUUCAUUACAGCUUGAAAGAGCCUCACAAAAUUAGUAAUAUUCCAAAGUUACGUUGCAAAAUGUUGUAAAAUGCGGAAAAUAUAGCCUUGCAAAAUUUGCAAUUUUCAGUCAUUUUAGAUUACAAACCGGAAAUUGACAGCCUCGAAGGGUUUGAAAAUUGCAAAUUUCGCAAGGCUAUAUUUUCCGCAUUUUACAACAUUUUGAAACAAAACUUUGGAAUAUUACUAAUUUUGUGAUGCUCCUUCAAGCUGUGAUGAAAUUUUUGUCCAGCCUUGUUUAGUUCAAAAGUUAGGCUAUUACGCAAAUGGUCAAUUGAAAAAACUAACUAGCAAAAUCAAUUAAAGCAUAAUUCAAGAUCAGUAAAACUCUUUAACUUUUUAACAAUAAAAAUGUUUUAAAAUGUUAAAAACAUUAAGUUUGGUGAUCUUGAAUUAUGCUUAAUUGAUUUUCCUAUAGUUAUAUGCGUCUUAAAAACCAUCAUUCAAGAGGCUGAACUGUGCCUUUAAUCUUUUAGAAUUUUCUUCGAAGCCAUGGCACAAAAGAAGUAUUUAAUAGCCACAUUUGGACAUAUCCUGAUCUACUCGUUGUCGAGUUUCCUGAAUGCUUGUUUGUGAUUGUUAUUAACAAAACUGAAAAUUUCGCCUGUUGCAUAGCUUUUGCAUUUUAUAUACACCAGCUGUUUGCGAAACAUGCGAGAAGAUGAUCACAAUAUUAUUCUACGUAAACAUAUCGUGAAGUUUAUGGAUAUGCUGUAUAGUUUCCAAAAUAUCUCCACGCAAGUAAACAAUUUUCAACCCAAACAGUUAUUAUGUUGCCACAUUCAAGGGCUUUCCCAAGUACAGUAGCUAAUCUCUCAAUAAGAAGGCUUCCGAUUUGCUCUACUCUUUUGAACACUACCAGAUGAUUGGCUCCUAAAACAAAGGGAACGAAAUGUGUAGCUCGUUUGAGCAGACGUUCGUUAGCGAGGGUUAUAGAGCUAUAAGAACGUCUGCGAGGGAAACUAGUACCAGUAUUGGUAGCAUCAAUAAUAUAAACCAGCUUUCGUUGGUAGGGAUGCAACCACCUGAAAAAUAUAAGGAGAAUUUAGACGUUUGGAGCGAAGGCCCUUCGUCUGGAGUUAUAGUACUGGCAACGUAACGCCAGACGAAGGGCCUUCGCUUCAAACGUCGAAAUCCUCCUCAUAUAUUUUUCAGAUACAGUAGCUGCAUCCCUAUCAAGGAAAGCUUGUGGGGUUUUUGAACUUUUCCGGGGGUUUUGGAUUAUGCGGAUUUUUUGUGGAUUUCUCCCGGACUUUGAACAGACAUUCGGUCGAGUUGGUCGGAUACAAUCUUCUUUAUAGGCUAAGACCCUCCCAACCACUAUAGCCAGCCAUACUCCGAUCACCAUUCAUAUAUCAUGGAUACGAAAUUUUUACUAGUUUCUGAAACAUUUUUCUGUCAGUCAAAUUGUUAUCGCUGAAGCUUGAGUUUCCUGUUGAGCAGUGAGAUGAUGUUUCUUUUUUCCGUUUUCAGCCCUUGGAACCAGGCUUUACCUAUGCCUUUUUAUUGGCUUACCGUGUCGAUUAAAUUUUGGCUGUUUUCCAUUUUUACUUUGUUUCAGAAGCCGCUUGAAACGAUCAGGUUUCCUUUUUCUUUCAAUGAAUCUUCUUUCUCUUGUUGUGGACUUUCUUUUACUCGCAGAUAUAAAUUGGAUAAAUUUAUCCGAGGUCCGGUGGCAGUUUAAAUCCACUAUCCGGCGAAUAAACUCGAAGUUUGAAGACAAAAAAGUGUAUUUCAGAUAAAAGGGAUUGCCAUUGUGAUAGAAAUGGACAAAAUAAAAUACGGUAUACCGUUGAGAAGUCCUUUUUUUGACCCUAAAGGAACAUGGAAACUUACUUCUCUUGCUAUUGACAUGCAGCGAGAUGAGCUCACUAAUUCGGCCUACUAAAUAGUGCCAUGGCUUUGCCAUAUUUACGCAAACCAGUGUCAGUGCUUAGACGUUAGAUAUUCCGGCUUUUUUCCCUUUUUUUCUUCAUUAUGUAGUUUGAAAACAAGCAAUAAAACUUUCACUAUUAUAGCUGUGAAAAAACAAUGACUUCCCUUCGAAGCCAAACAAAUAUAAAUAUAAAUAGAUAACAAUAAAGACGAAAACGUUUUCUUCGCUCAUUAAUUCUUUCGAUCAACCAAUCAAAUCUGACAAGAAAAUGUUCUUCAAAUUGUUUUGAAUGCAUGAAGUACAAGGUCAAGGAACAAAUAUUCGUAUAUAUAAAAUAAAACUGAAUCAGCGUGCUGAAACAAGUAAACAAAACUCACCGGUCAUUGCUAUUGCUUUGCUAUAUAUCCAUUGGAUAGGAGAUUUAUCCAUUUGAUAGGACUGAUCCACUGGAUGAGUUAUCCACUUUUUUCGUACAGCCGGUUCCAGUUGAGUACCUCGAACUCCUUCCAGCGAAUGUCAGUGACGCCUGGUUGCUUACACUGACCAACUGUAGCUGAAAUCGUCAUUAUUUUGACCAACGAUUAAUAUCUCCCUGUUGCAACUGAAAACAUUGGCACAAUGCACUUAUAGCUAGGAUGAAAAUCCUUGUAAAGAUUGCGUGGUAUUUCCUAAUGAUUAUUGCGCGAUGUUACGACAAACUGAAUAUUAUUUUUUAUGUGGAUUUCUAACUUGAUCAGUUUCUAGUUAACAAGCGAGUGAAAUAUGGAAAUUAUCGAGUGGAAAUUUCUAUACAUUUGUUAGACCUAACCCGGAACAGAAGCGAAAAAUGCAACUUUACGUCCCUGCCAGGAAUCGAACCUGCGGCCCUGCGAUUCCGCAGGUUCGAUUCCUGCCAAAGCCUAAAGUUGCAUUUUUCGCUUCUGUUUCUGGUUAUGUCUAAUAGAUCUAUAUAAAUUUCCACUCAAUUAUUUCCAUCUACGACACACUUCAACUAGUAUUCAAUCCAGUGAGAUGCCAACAAAAUCUUGAUAAGAGUAAAAUAUGACAUUUAUAAGAUGAUAUUUUAGAUGUGUGGACGAAUUAUCGUGUAAUCAGCGCGUCAUUUCAUGGCAGCAUAUACUUAGGCCAUUGGACAUUUUAGCCAUAUGAUACAGAAGACAAAUUUUUUUAUAUAAAUGUGUUCAAUAAUAAUUUUGUUUUAGCAAAGAGACGUUGCAUCUUCCCUUGUUUUAAAUGUCUGAAAGUUUGAUUUAGAGAAUGCCCCCCCUCCCCCCCACACACACACAUUCUCCCUAUAGAUUCGACGCAGAAUCCAGCUACUAUUUUUGCUUUGAUUUUCAGGACACAAAAGAUGGUGACGAGAUACAGUUGAACGAGAUGAAUUAG
This is a messenger RNA of Paramuricea clavata, 5898 nucleotides long. The record is from the annotation of a GenBank genome assembly. NCBI's taxonomy places the organism in Eukaryota, Metazoa, Cnidaria, Anthozoa, Malacalcyonacea, Plexauridae.